Molecule: messenger RNA, 1580 nt
Organism: Gossypium raimondii (Peruvian cotton)
Lineage: Eukaryota; Viridiplantae; Streptophyta; Magnoliopsida; Malvales; Malvaceae
Product: vesicle transport v-SNARE 13
Exons: 5
Coding region: 746-1321 (191 amino acids)
Biological process (GO): vesicle fusion; vesicle-mediated transport; intracellular protein transport
Cellular component (GO): endoplasmic reticulum membrane; Golgi apparatus; ER to Golgi transport vesicle membrane
Molecular function (GO): SNAP receptor activity; SNARE binding
Source: RefSeq, a predicted model, not a curated record
UCCAAAAUUUUCAUUUGAACGAGUCUUUUCUUUUAUGUUAGUUUCUUCAUUUCCGUGCUCCUGAUUGCGUAUACUUGAUGGCAUAAUAGAUUCUUAUUUCCUUCUAAUUUAGCGGAAUAAAGCAUUCUCAGGUUAAUUUGUGCUUUUUUGUUUUUAUGCUGAUUAUCAAUUAGGGUUUUAUUAAAAAUAAAUUAAAAUAAAAUGCUUAAUUUGGAGAUAUGAAGAUGAAGAAAAGGAGAUCAGAUCUUCUUUAUCUCCUUUGGUUUUUAGACUUUUAUCUAAGUUCAUUAAUACUCAUGAUUUUCAUCGUGCUUUUUUGCGGCUUACAGUAUUUUAUUUUUAUUAGUUUUUUGGAAUUCGCUGAAGUUUUGCUACUUGAGGUGGGAACUUUAAGUUAAAUAUAUCUAAGGGAUGAAUUUGAAAUGCCUGAAUUUUAAGCGAUAAACAUGGAAUUUAUAAACUAAUAUUGAUAUAUAAAGUAGAAUAUAUGUUAUAAAUGGAAUUGGUUUGCAGUGAUUUAAUGUUAAACUGUUAUGACUGAAUUCUAGUUUUGGAAUUAACUUGCAUUGCUUUAUCAUGUGCAAUGGCGUUUGCUUUUGUUCUUUACUUGGGAUCUUUAAAUCGGUGUAUUAUUAUUUGCGAGUAGAAACAGAAGAGGAAAGUUAUACGAAACAGUCAGGUAGAGGGAUGAUUAUUUUGUUACUUGGACUCAGAUGUGAGUAUUGGACGCGGAUAUAUAUCUGACAUGGAGCAGAAAAAACAAAAAGUUUCUGAUAUAAGAGCUGGAUUGGAGAAUGCAGAAGAUCUGAUUCGGAAAAUGGACCUUGAGGCAAGAAGUUUGCAGCCAAAUGUCAAGACUAUGCUUCUUGCUAAGUUAAGGGAAUAUAAAUCGGACCUUAACAAUCUGAAAAGCGAAGUUAAAAGAAUUGCAUCUGGCAAUAUAAAUCCAGAUGCUCGAGAUCAGUUGUUAGAGUCUGGAAUGGCUGAUGCACUCACGGCAUCAACUAAUCAAAGAUCAAGACUAGUGAUGACUACAGAGCGAUUGAAUCAGAGCAGUGACAGAAUUAGGGAUAGUAGAAGAACCAUGCUCGAAACAGAAGAGCUUGGUGUUUCCAUUCUUCAGGAUUUGCAUUCGCAGCGACAGGCUCUCUUGCAUGCCAAUAACACGCUUCAUGGAGUGGAUGACAACAUUGGCAAGAGCAAGAGAAUUUUGACAGCCAUGUCAAGGAGGAUGAACCGGAACAAGUGGAUCAUUGGCAUCAUUAUUGCAGUUCUUAUCAUCACUAUUGCCGCUGUUUUAUACUUCAAACGUGUUAAAUAGGUAGUGGCAUUCUGCAUCUUCACCAUCUUGGCUCUGGGUGUUUCUGAGAGUGAUAAGUUUAUUUUGUCCUUGCAAUGUGCUUCAUUAAUCCACAGACUCGGUUUUAUUCAUUCAUUCAUUUCAAUUCUAUGUGGUGAACGUUAAGAAAGAGGUUGACUUCAGUCCUUGGAUUUGGGACUUCCUUUUAAAGAUUUUAUCAUUUAUUUGGAGGAUAAUGUGGUGUCAGACAUACAAAGAAAUAAAUGUUGUUUAUAUACAA